This is a messenger RNA of Bursaphelenchus xylophilus (pine wood nematode), 2947 nucleotides long. Lineage: Eukaryota; Metazoa; Nematoda; Chromadorea; Rhabditida; Aphelenchoididae. The record is from the annotation of a GenBank genome assembly.
AUGAGGCCAUUGUUUCAUUGUAUUGUUCUUGUUCUGCUUCCCCACGGGUCGGCGGCCGGCUGUGAGGACAAAGUUCCGUUUGUGUGUGAGGCGCUGGGCGGCCACUGCACGUCGUAUUCGCAUUUCCAUGUGUUGCGAAAGUAUUGUCCAAAGACUUGUCAGCAUUGUGAAGAUGAUUGCAAGGAUACUGUUGCGUAAGCGAUUAGAAGGGGCGGGAAAUAUAAUAAUACUAGCCGGGCCAAAAAAUCUUGAGACGUUUCGGCGGGGCUGAGGGGCUUUGCGCAACGAACAAUGAUCACAGUGCGAAUGAAAAACACAUUGUGCAGUUGCAACCAGAGAUUGCCACGGCUCCGGAGCCGGCUCUUGGCUCCGGAGAGCCGGAGCCAAGAGCCGGGGGCCAGAGCCGGAGCCGGAAAUUUUGGGUGUGGCUCCGGCUCCCGAGCCCAACGUCGGAGCCAGGCAUCUCAGCGUUCAGAAAAGUAAAAAUUUCAUGACCUUGUUAAACCAGAUUGCUUAAAAAAUACUGUGAAAGAUGUGUUGCAUACGGCUCGGCUGCAAAAUGUUGUGUGUCACAUCCUUACUUAAAAACGAGACAACCAAGUUUGAUAUCUUUCUAGGGGUUCUCAAAGCUUCCGUUGUAAAUUCGGGCCAGCUUUCCGGGUCCGCAAAUUGCAUUGCAAUUUCAGAUGCGCCGCCGUAAAGAAAGCUGGCGGCUGCGACAAGCACAAGACCCGAUGGGACUGGAGCAUCAUCGAACGAUGGUGCCCUCGGACUUGCGGUCUUUGCAAGGACACUUCAAAGAAACAGAAAGCGGCUGCAACAAAUCCGGACGACUUCUUCAAGGCAAUUGACCAGUUGAUGAAGGGCGCUUUGGGUGGGUUGUUGCCGAAUAAAGGAGGAAGUAAGGCGAAAGGAGAUCAACAAAAGAGUAACAAUGGGAAGGGGAAUAGUGGAGGCGGAAAUAAAGGUGCUGAUAAUGGCAAUGGAAAAAAUGGCAAUGGAAAUGGAAGCGCUAAUAACGGCAAUGGCAAUAAAGGCGCUGAUAAUGGCAACGGCAAAAAUGGCAAGAGCAAUGGGGGCGCUAGUAAUGGUAAUGGAAAUCAAGGCGCUAAAAAUGGCAAUGGGCAAAAUGGCAAUGGUAACAGAGGCGCUGAUAAUGGCAAUGGUCAAAAUGGCAAUAGCAAUGGAGGUGCUAAUAACGGCAAUGGCAAUCAAGGCGCUAACAACGGCAAUAGCCAAAACAGCAAUAGCAAUGGAGGCGCUAUCAAUGGCAGUGGGCAAAAUGGCAACAGCAAUGGAGGUGCCAACAAUGGCAAUGGUCAAAAUGGCAAUGGGCAAAAUAGCAACGGUAAUGGAGGCGCUAAUAAUGGCAAUGGCAAUCAAGGCGCUGACAAUGGCGAUGGUCAAAAUAGCAACGGUCAAAAUGGCAAUAGCAAUGGAGGCGCUAAUAACGGCAAUGGCCAAAAUGGCGAUGGUAAUGGAGGCGCCAAUAAUGGCAAUGACAAUCAAGGCGCUGGCAAUGGCAAUGGUCAAAAUAGCAACGGUCAAAAUGGCAAUAGCAAUGGAGGCGCUAAUAACGGCAAUGGGCAAAAUAGCAACGGUAAUGGAGGUGCUAAUAAUGGCAAUGGCAAUCAAGGCGCUGGCAAUGGCAAUGGUCAAAAUAGCAACGGUCAAAAUGGCAAUAGCAAUGGAGGCUCUAACAAUGGUAAUAGCCAAAAUGGCAAUGGUAAUAGCGGCGCUAGUGAUGACGCAAAAGCGAAGGAGGACGAGAAAAAGAAAAGGGUCGAAGAAUGCGGGAAAUGUAAGUAUACUUUUUGUAGAUAACCUGAACUGAGAACCUGCCGAUUUUUCGGCAGGGCUCCGACUGCGAAGCCUUCUUUGCCCAAAUUUAUCUUACUGGUCUUCUAUCAGUCUGUCGGGAAAUAAUGUGGAUGUGCCGCAACAAAGUGUAUUCCCUCGUUGUCAGUUGCGCACCGAAUCCCCAGCCGCAGCAAAGCGAUAGUGGGACAUUCUAGAGUGCACCAAAUCCACAUUAUUUUCCCGACAGACUGAUUUGGUAUCUUUGUAUGGCUUUUUAGACUAACAGUAACAGUACUCUAGAAGCGGCCCUCAGUAGCUGCCGUUUGCAGAAACGAUCAAGAUUUUAGGCCAAAACUUGGAACAAAUUUGACACUUUUUCGUGAUUUUGGCAUAAAAACUUUCCUAAAAACCUCGCUUUCUAAACUACAGUUCUUAGCUUGCCUGUUUGCUUGUUGACAUAAUCCCUAUCAGUCUUUUUUCAGCCAAAGACACACAAAGCUCGAUUUCUCAUGUCCUUCAGUUGUUAGAUUUUGCCGAGCUGUACAAACAGCUCGGAAAGUGGACAGUUGACGGGUUCAUCUGCAUCAAAGGUGCUUCAUUCGCUCUGAAGCUGAGGAGUGAAGCCUGUCCCGAGGACCCCGAUGGAUGUCUUGUUCUGGACGUUACCGCCGAGAGUCUGCGCGGUGACAAGUCCGCUGAUGAGGCCUCUAUCAAAGUGAACAUUGCGAAUAACGAUGCAGCAAGGAGCUUGGAGAUGAAGAUUGACCGGCUUUUCACCUCAAAGAAGCCAACGGUCAGCGAGAAGCUCGGGAAAAUGAAGGAUAUGGCCAAUAGAGGAUUUGUGAGGGAUAAUAAGGCUGACGUUGCGGUUGAGGUGAAGUAUAAGGAACCAAAUUGGGCUCCGACCGAUGGCAAUAGCGGAGGAGCCAGCAAUGGAGCACCAGCAAAUAAUGGAGGAAGUUCGGAUAGAAAGAGCGACAGGAAUGGCGGUAGUGAUGGCAGGAAGGCAUACGAAAUGAAGCCGUAUACAUGUGACCCAUAUAAUGGAUGCUACUGCGCAGCACCUUAUUCAUAUCCCUACAACAGCGGAUGCAUCACCGAGGAGGCGUAUCGAGAAAUCAUGCGCGCCUACGGCUAUUACGUUUGA